AUGAUAUCUACUGAGUCAAAACUACAAGAUGAACAAGGGAAACUCAAGAAGAUUAAUGAGGAGAUAGGACAAUUAAAAGUGCAAGUGACUAGUUCGUAUCUUCUGCCAAUACUAGCGAAACAAGAACAGUUUCAGUUAAUCCACAUACACAACAUCAACAACGAUAAUGAUGCUUCAAAAGACUUACAAAACUUGUCUAUCACACAAUUGAAUUCCAAAUCAGAGACUAUCAAUCGACAGAUUCAAGAAUUGGAGAAAUUAAACAAUAUCAAGACCAAUAUGGACGAGAUUGAAAAAUUGCUAUCCAAUUUAAAUUUGUCUAUAAAUUCAUUGCUUGAUUUACAACAUCUAAGUCAUUUAUUUAAACAAAUUCAGGCUAUUCCAUCAUUGAACUAUAUGAUCUACAAGCAAGUGAUCCGAAGAGUUGCAUCAUUGCAUAUUACAUUUGUUGAACUUUUGAAUAAUUACUUGAAUUUGAUUGUUCCUGAUGAAUUUACCAUACUUCAUGGUUCCGUAAUUGGUGAUUUCAACCAAUUCGUUAUAAAGAAUGGAUACAACUUGAGUGUUUAUGCUGAAUAUAAAACCAAAUGGGAUGAGCUAAUCGAUCGGAUGUUUCAUAGUCACGAAAUAAAGUUAGUCUAUAAUGGUGGUGGUAGUAAUAAUGAAGAAGAUGAUGAACAAUUGGAAAUGAAGGAAGUGGAAGGAACGGACUUUAUUUCAUCAUUAAUCAACUUUGUUACUUUUAUCAAUAAGAUCAAUCAUGCACAAAUUAAGAAUUAUUUGAAUUCGAAAAUAUCCAAAUUAGUUGCUGGUCAAUUGUUUCAAAAUGUUGAAAAGAUCAUUCGUGAUCAAGAGCAAAUCAAUCAAUUGAAUGCAUUAAUGAUACUUUGUGAAGAUAAUGGUUGGAAUUUUCUAAACAAGAUUGAAGGAAGUGGGACAAUGGAAGAACGGUUGAACAAGUUACAUAUAGAUUGGAUCAUUGAUGACUAUGUUGGAAAAAUAAAAACAGUUUUGAAUACAUCGUCGCAUUUCACCGAGUUGAAGGAAGUUCAAGAAGAAGUAAGGGAGAAACGCGAGGAUACCAUAACGAAUGAUAAUGACACUGAUUGGAACGAGAGCUGGGACGACGGAUGGGAUGAGGAAGAAGAAGAGAAUCAAGCAAAUGAUUCACCACAGUUGAAACAGCGAGAAGAUUUGCAAAAACACGGUCAAGUUAAAAUAUCACAAAUUCCACAACAGCUAGAGCUUUUAUUCAAACAAUACUCAAAAUACUCCAAAGAUAUAAGCUAUUUGGUAUCUACCAUCAAAGCGCUUUCCCUAGUUCAAUAUCCAUCGUUGGCAUCUUCAUUUGUUAUGUAUAAUGAUUUUAUAAAGCUAGCUCAAAUCACUGGAGAUAACUCACUAAUUUCGUUCAUUGAUAGCAAUUGGAAUCAAAUGACUUUGCAGUUUAUUCAAGAAUUGAAGACAUUAAUCUCUUCCUUAAAUUUAGAGUCAGAAGUUGAUAUGGAAGAUGAAAUUUUGGACGAUUACAAUCUUAAUCAAUUGAGUUUGAUUUACAAAUGGUUUCAAACAUUCUUUGAAUCAAGACAAUUUCGUCAAACCAAUUUUGGUAAAUUUCAGCAAUUGAUUACAGAGUUGGUUGAUUUUGCCAAUAUGUGGUUAAUACAAUUGAUAUUUACAAUUGAUGACAUUAGUGAAAAUCAAUGUUUAUUGUACAGUCUCCUAAUUGACAAUUUAAACAAUAUAACUAUUCCCAUUUUGGGUGAAAUUGGAGUAUCCAAAUCAUCAAUUGACUCAUUCAAUAAAGCAAAUAAUGUCAGGUUUCUAUUGAAUAACCAUUUGAAAGAUAUAAUUGAUCGCUUUUAUCAAGGUGAAUUAUUUGAUUUAGCCACUGGUGAAAUGGUUAAUAUGAUCAGAAGUAUUUUCAUUCAAAGCGAAAUCAGGGACAAUUAUAUCAACGAAAUCAUUGAAUUUAGGAAUAUGAGUUGA
Molecule: messenger RNA, 1989 nt
Organism: Lodderomyces parapsilosis
Lineage: Eukaryota; Fungi; Ascomycota; Pichiomycetes; Serinales; Debaryomycetaceae
Gene: DSL1
Product: Dsl1p
Exons: 1
Coding region: 1-1989 (662 amino acids)
Molecular function (GO): protein binding
Source: RefSeq, a predicted model, not a curated record